Messenger RNA from Naumovozyma dairenensis CBS 421, 1389 nucleotides. RefSeq lists its product as uncharacterized. The record is from RefSeq and is a predicted model, not a curated record. Bases 1 to 1389 code for a protein of 462 amino acids. NCBI's taxonomy places the organism in Eukaryota, Fungi, Ascomycota, Saccharomycetes, Saccharomycetales, Saccharomycetaceae. The transcript has a single exon.
AUGUUUAAUCAAUGUGUCUUUCAACAACUACCAAUCUUCGACCAGACAAAAUAUGUUCAACCAUUCGAAAUGGCUCCACAUUAUCAAAGCCAACGAGUUUCCCCACAAUGUUGUCCAAUAUCUAGAAUUUAUGAUCAAAGAUAUCAAUCUUAUGUUCAUGGCAAACCACAACCCACUGUCCCGGAGAGAAGACAAAAUAAUCAACACGACAAUGUCAAUUUCAUCCUAAAUGAAUCUGAAAAUGGUUACACUUUAACAAUUCAAAGGAAAUUACCCAAGGAUGCAUUAAUUGAUGCUAUUUAUAAUGAAUUAAGUCAUCAUUAUGAAACUACUCAACCAAGAUAUAAGAUUGUUCGUACUAUAUAUGGUGAUAAAUACAUUCUAGAAGAUGCUGCUGAUGAAAACAGACCAAUAUUAACCAACGAAAAACUUGUACAAGUUGGUCAAAAAUUGGCAAGGAAAUCAUUCCAAGAUUUUGAACUAGAAUUAGAUCAUUCUGGCAUGGAAUUCCAAGUUAAGAGCGAAAGAUGUUCAAUCGAUAAAGUCUUCAAAUUUAAUAACGACUCUUCUGUAAUUGAUGAUUUUAAUAUCUUGAAAUGUGGUAUUGAUGAAAAUGAUAAUCAACUUGUUAUAUUGAAGGUUGAAUUAAUAGCAAAGCAACAAGAAGAGAAACAAGCUAACAAUGAUACAUUGAGCAAUUUAAUCCAAUGGGCUCAAAAUGAAUAUUCGAGUGCUUCUUCAUCUCCUUCUACUUUUGGUGUCACAACUAACUAUGAUCAUGAAAAGAGACAAAGACAACAAGAAAUACAUAGAAGAAAGUUACAACAACAAAGAGAUUCUAGAGAAAAAAUGCAACAGAAACAAAGGGCUGAACAACUAAGACUUCAAGAAGAAAAAGAGCGCGUUGAAAGAGAAAGGGCUGAACAAUUAAGAAUUCAAGAACAACAGCGCAUUGCAAAGCAUAGACAAGAGCAACUAAGAGUUCAAGAACAGCAGCGUUUAGAAAAAUUAAGAGCUCAAGAACACAACCGCUUAGAAAAAGAAAGAGAAUAUCAAUUAAAAAUCCAAGAAGAACAGCGCAUGGAAAAGCAAAGACAAGAAGAGCUAAGGGCUAAAGAACAACAACGUUUAGAAGAGCAAACUCGUAAGGCACGUGAAGAAAAAGAAAGGCAACAAAAAUUAGAAUAUUAUAGAAAUUUGGAAGUUGAAAUGGCCAACGAACAAAAACGUAUAGAAAAAUUGAAAUCUGUGAAGAAGAACGAUCAUCCUCUCAAUGGAAGGAGGAAAUCAGGUCCUAUCUUAGAGAAUGUCGAUGAUGAAGAAGAAUCAAGAUAUAUACAUUCUCUGGAUCAAUCUCCAAAGGGAUCAGCAAUCAUUGAAGAUCUUUAA